Messenger RNA from Gadus chalcogrammus (walleye pollock), 7165 nucleotides. Its product is annotated as von Willebrand factor D and EGF domain-containing protein. Bases 207 to 6617 code for a protein of 2136 amino acids. Gene Ontology annotation, biological process: anatomical structure development. The record is from RefSeq and is a predicted model, not a curated record. Gene Ontology annotation, molecular function: calcium ion binding; signaling receptor binding. NCBI's taxonomy places the organism in Eukaryota, Metazoa, Chordata, Actinopteri, Gadiformes, Gadidae. Gene Ontology annotation, cellular component: cell surface; extracellular region. The transcript is spliced from 34 exons.
CUCUGCAACUUCUGACUUCUUGUCUAAAAAACGUUGUACUCCAAACAAUGCGAGUGCCUCUUCUCUCCUCCUCGUGCACUCCGAGCUGAAAUCGGAAGACACACUCGUGGCUUUACCGGCGUUCACCACACACGACCAUUAAUGGGACCAGACGACUGAGUGAGGUGGUCGCGUCUCUGUUUAGAGGAAUUUGAAAGAAGGCUACAAUGGAGAGCGCGUUUUACCCCGUGGUGCGGCUGUCCUUCCCGGGUUAUAUACGAGUUGCGCUGCAAUGCAUGGUGGUGGUGCUGAGCCAACGUGCGCCAGAGUGCUAUCCCGGUGGCCACUGGACCCUGAGGAACCCGUACCGUAGUGUGGACUUUGACUCCACUGAGAUCCAGAACACGGCCAUCCAGGACCUCAUCUGCGACCACUCGCUAGAGGCCGGGUGGUACCGCUUCAGUGUCAACAACAAACCGGCAGAGAUGCCCACCAGCUGCGUGGAGAUGAACCGGUGUGGUACCCAGGCGCCUGUGUGGCUGUCCCUGAAAGACGGGCCCCUGCCCAGGCCUGGCGAGGUGAGGCAGCUGUCAGCCUGCGCCACGUGGCAGUUCUUCCUUGGCGGCACCAAGGACUGCUGCCUCUUCCGCAUCCCCAUCACGGUGCGCAACUGCGGGGACUACUUCAUCUACUACCUGCAGCCCACCCAGGGAUGCAUGGGCUACUGCGCAAAAGUUGCACCAGACUUUGGUCCAAAACUGUGUCUACCCGGUGAAGUUGAGGUCAACGGGAGAUGUAAAGCCAGCAUUCCAGCCCUGACCUCCAGACCCACCAUCACCCCAGAGCUGGUGGGCAGCAGUGUCCACCUGAGGUGCUCCUUCCUGGGGCCGCCGUCCAGCCAGGACCUGGGCUACCAGGUGGUGUGGGCGCGGCACAUCGGCCACAGCAUGAAGGCAGAGAUCAGGCAGGAGUCCACCAUGAAGACCUCCUCCCUGGUGGAGAUGGAUGGUCUGCACUUCAGACUGGGGGAAACGUUCUCCUGUAGUGUUUCUACGUUCAGAGCGAACUACAGCCACAGUAGAUCCACGCCGAAGGAGAGCGAGAGCUUCUACGCUGGAUUAAAGUUUUCCGUGGAGACGCUGCACAUAGCGGAGAACAGCAAGGAGCACCAGGUCAGCAUCCACAGCACCGUCCCGAUCCCGUGUCCACGCCUGCAGCCGGGCCACCGGUGUGGCCUCCCUCUGGUCCUCAGUGUUCUGGACCCAGACAGCCGGGACCACGAGGCCCCCAACGUGGCCCUCUCCACCUGCCAGCUGGCCCUCACGCCGUCCUCGUGCACGGAUGCGGGCUGCGGCGGCCGCGCCUCCUUCACCCUCACCGCCGUCACCGACUUCACGCGUGACGGGAACCGGCCCAGCCUGGUCAGCGCCGGCCCUGCGCCGGGGGCCCCGCGGCUCUGGAGGAACUACGUCUCGCCCCCCUUGAGAGUCACAGUUCAGGACCUCCCCACCUCCAUCUGCUACUCCCUGACCGAUCCGCACAUCAUUACGCUAGACGGCAGGCGCUACGAGAACCAGCAGACCGGAACCUUCCUGUUGUACCGCAGCCUGAGCAGGAAGUUCGAGGUGCACGCUCGCCAGUGGGACUGCGGUAGCCGGCACUACGCCGUGGCGUGCACGUGCGGCGUGGCGGUGCGCGAGGAGAACGAGGUGGCGGUCUUCGACAUGUGCAACGGGCAGCCGCUGGAGACGCGGCCCCAGCUAACCGUCAAGACCCUUGGGGAGGGGCCCGGCCAGAGGCGCCGCCUCAGGAUCCUGGAGGCCCACCAGGGGAAGAAGGUCACCUUGAUCUUUCCCUCCGGGGCCUCUGUUAGGGCCGACGUCAGCGACUGGGGGAUGAGCCUGAGCAUCAGAGCGCCCGGCCUCGACUACGGCCACACGGAGGGCCUCUGCGGAACCUUCGACCGCAACAUCCACAACGACCUCCACAGCUCCGAGGGCGUCCCCUACCCUAGCGAGGAGCUGGGCCGCUUCAUCGAAAGCUGGAGGUUGGGUCCGGGGGAGAGUAUGUUUGACAAGCUGCCCACGGUGACGAGGCAGGCAUCCAGGAGACCUUUCUGCCGCUGUCACCGAGGAUACACCGCCGUCGGCUCCCAGUUGUUUGGUGGGGGGGGGACCAAGGACCCUGUCGCCUCCUCUCCCCACUCCGACUGCUCGGCCCACGACGACGUGGACUACACCUCCCUGUUCCCCUCCAUGGACACCACCCUGGAGUACAUCCAGAGCUCCCGGCAGGACGACAGCAUCCUGGACAUGUCGGCCUCGGACCGCCAACACCCGCUGGAGAGACGCCGUCCGCACCCUCGCCCGCAGGAGGAAGACGACCCACUGGACGGGGAGUUCAGGGAGGACCACCUGCUGUCGGUGGGACGGCAGCGGAGGCAGAGCCUGUACGAGUUCCAGCCGGUCUUCAUGGCCCAGAGCCUGACCCAGGGCCUGGCGUACUUCUUCCCCGAGGACCACCAGACGGAGGCCCGGCCGGCUGUGUGGCCCAGCUGGCCCACGCCCAGCGGCCUGACCUCGGCCAAGGCCCUGGAGGUGUGCCAGACGGCGCUGGCCAACUCCUCGGUGGGGGCGGUGUGCCGCGACCUUCUUGGCCGCCGCUUGGACGAGGCGGUGGAUCUGUGCAUCCUGGACCUGCAGCUGAAGGACGACCUGAGCUGGGACGAGGCGCUGGUGCCGUACCUGGAGAACGAGUGCGAGCGGAGGCUGCUGGGGAACCGGACCCUGCGGGCGCUGGAGCUGUCGGCCCCACCGGGGGCCUCCGGCGGUGUGGUCACGGCUCUGCGCUGCCCCAACUUCUGCAGCGGCAACGGACGCUGCACCACGUGGGGCUGCCAUUGCUUUGCGAGUCACAGCUUCUAUGACUGCAGCCUGGCCAUCAGCCAGCCGGUGGAGGUCACAGACUUGGAGAGCAGCGGCCUGUGUGACAUCCGGUUAUUCGACUGCCGCAGCAUACGGGUCUUCGGACUGGGUUUUAUCGACUCCCCCGACAUCAGCUGUCACGCCACCAGACUCGAGUACAUGAACGGUGCGUGGAUUCCGGGGGAGAACCAGCGCACCAAAGCCAAGUUCCUGAGCUCCAAGGCCCUGGACUGCGUGGUCCCGUCCCUGAGCAGCACGGCCGUCCUCAGCGAGGACUUCAUGAUGGAGGACAAGCCCUACGCCCGCUGGGAAAUGAGGGUGACCAACGAUGGCUCUCAGUACAGCGAGGGCAAAGUGCUGACCAUCUACGACGGCAUGUGCCAACAGUGUGAGGCCUCACCGUCUGGACUCUGUAAGUUAAAGGAGAGGACGUGCAACAUAGACGGCAUGUGUUUUGGAGACGGCGACUCCAACCCCAGCAGCCCCUGUCUCCUAUGUGACCCGGGCUCCUCCAAGUUCUCCUGGUCGUUUAACCAAGUCAACCAGCCCCCCGCCUUCCACCGUCCGCAGGCUGGCCUCCAGACCUUCGCCGGGGAGAGCUUUGUCUUCCAGUUGGCCGCCUCCGACCCAGAAGGCUCGGCGCUCCUCUUCCAGCUGGAGGGGGGCCCCGCGGGGGCCAGCGUCUCCCCGGCAGGCCUCCUCAUCUGGAGCGUGUCUCCCCACGAGGAGGAGGAGGAGGAGGAAGAGGAGGAGGAGGAGGGCGGCAGGCGGCGGAUGGUCCGCUUCACGCUGUCGGACGAGUGCAGCGCCCAGAGCAGCCACGAGGUGGAGAUCCACGUUGCGCCGUGCGGGUGUCAAAACGGCGGCACUUGUAUCACGGACGUCAGCUUUCCCGCCGGAAGCGGGCGCUACCUGUGUGUGUGCCCCGAGGGUUCCCAUGGCGACCUCUGCGCCGACAUCAUGGACCGGUGCCGGUCAGGCCCGUGCGGCCCGGGCACGUGCGUCAACAAGAUGAGCGGCUACCGAUGCGAAUGCCCUCCAGGAAUGACGGGUUCACACUGCGCGGAGGACGUGAAUGAGUGUGAAAGGACUCCCUGCUUCACCGGGGUCAUGUGUGUCAACAGCUAUGGCUCCUACAGCUGUGCUCCGUGCCCCAAGGGCAUGCUGGGAAAUGGAACUGCAUGUACUGCGGCCCCUAUCAGUGUCACAUCUGCUCCUCGUUUCACUGUCUACAAGCGACCAGAUGUUAUCCCGUAUCCAUCCAAAACUAGGCCGGGAAUUCUUCCUGACGCAUCUGGAGUUUGGCCCUCACAAGCCAAAGCAGACGCAACCAGAGAGAUUCCUGGAAGAAACCCGUUCCCGUCGCGAACCAGGGUUUUCCCUGCUGAGGCAAUCCCGGGUCGUACGACGGACCGUCCUCUGAGCAAGACCAGCCCUUCCGGGAUCGUUCCGGUUGUCGUGGUCGACCCAAAGAAGGUUGAAACUCUGAAGAAGAGUCUGGGGAAUAUCUCAAACCCGUCCCAUAAGGGGCAAGUCACGCCCAAGUAUGUAGCGAGAAGCACGGCAGGCCUGGACAGAGUCAAACCUGGGCAGUCUAUCAAAAGUGAGGCGGUUGUGAAGGCCGCUAAUACGGUUUUGCCUUCCAAGGAGGAGAGAACGGCUGCUGUGCGGCGUCCUGCCUCCGACGUGUCCUCGACCUGCGCCAGUCGCCCCUGCUUCCCGGGGGUGCUGUGUGUGAACCGCCGGCGGCCCCACGUCGGCUUCGUCUGUGGCCGCUGCCCGCCCGGUCUCCACGGCAACGGUCGCGUCUGCACCAAGAACGCCAAAGCAGCCUCCACCCUCCCGCGGCUCUCUCCGGCCGGUCGAUCGCCCCACAACCCCAACGCGCACUCCUUCCAGCUCCACAUGCCUCAGCUUCCCCCCCGGCACAGCAUCAAACACCUGUCCUCGCCUGUCACCAGAGCCGGGGGAGGCAUGGGAAGGAGGGAGGCCAUCACCCCCCCCGCCGCAGCAGCUCCGAGGCACGCGGUCCGGUCCUUGCUGGAUGUAGGCGGUCAGUGGACGCACCAGGACCCCAGAAUGGGGAGCACUGCCAACGUGGGGAGCGGGCGAAGGGCCCCAGGGCAGGUGGUCCCGGGGCGGGUGGUCCCAGGGCAGGUGGUCCAGAAGCAGUCUCAGGCAGCCCUUGCGCUUCCUGUAACGGCCGCCGUCUCCAGGACAACCCCAUUGGCUCCUCAGCCCGGGGGGACCGCCCAGUCCAGGUGGACCAUCCAGCCCGGCCCCCAGAUCUACCACAAGGCUCCCACCCCAGCCCAACCCUGGGCCCCUCCCCGGCCUGUGGCCCCGCUGACGGCUGUCCUCCCAGCGGUGCUGUCCUUCGCCCUCCCGGACUCCUCAGAGUCUUCGGCGGACGGGGACGAGCGUUUGCACCCUGAGGAUCUCGUGCUCACCGCCGGCCUCAUCGAGGUGCCAGAGGGCGGGGUUAGAGCCCGGGACCCCCCCCUCCGGCUGGUCCACAGAUCCAGCGUCACCACCUCGGCCGCUAAGUCAGUGCCGAGGGGCGCGGCGGCCCGAGGGGCGGCGGCCCAGACGUCUUCGUGUGGUGACCUGUCCUGUCACCCCGGGGUGCCCUGCGAGCCGACCAGAGAAGGGGGUCUCCGAUGCGGGACGUGCCCCGUGGGAUACAUUGGAGACGGGCGGACAUGCAGGGCAUUCUGCAGGCACACGUGUGGCGGGAACAUGGAGUGUGCCGCUCCCAACUCAUGUCGCUGUAAACAGGGCUACGCUGGGCCGAGCUGUCAGACUGCCAUAUGUCUGCCCGAGUGUCAGAACGGAGGCGAGUGCGUGGCGCCAGGGGUGUGUGCCUGUCCACCGGGUUACCACGGCGAUGCAUGUGAAAGAGCUUUGUGCAGUUCCCCUUGCCAGAACGCCGGUACCUGUGUGGGACUGCAGACCUGCUCCUGUCUGUAUGGCUUUGUUGGGCCACGAUGUGAGACCAUGGUGUGUAAUCGUCACUGUCAUAACGGGGGCCAUUGCGUAUCGCCAGACGAGUGCACGUGCCAACCGGGCUGGACUGGACCCUCCUGUGAGACAGCACUCUGCUCACCUGUGUGCCUGAAUGGAGGAACUUGUGUUGGACUGGACACAUGCAACUGUCCCCAUGGAUUCUACGGAUUGCAGUGUGAACAUGCGGUGUGCAUUCCCCCCUGUAAGAAUGGCGGUGUGUGCAUGAGGAACAACAUGUGCUCCUGUCCAGAUGGCUACACCGGGAAGCACUGCGACAAAAGUGUGUGUGAACCCAUGUGUAUGAACGGUGGCAGGUGCGUGGGUCCAGGUGUGUGUGACUGUCCGUCAGGCUGGAGGGGCAGGAGAUGUGAUAAACCUACUUGUCUCCAGAAGUGUUUUAAUGGAGGGGAAUGUGUGGGUUCCAACACCUGCCUCUGUUUACCCGGAUGGCAAGGCAGGUUGUGUCAAAUUCGAGAUCUCCACACACACUCACGCCUGAUUUCCACCGGGGACGUACGCGCCGCGGCAGCGAUCAGCAGCGGUGACCUUGGCGCAGCCAUUCCGCGGCGCGUCCCCGGCGGACAUCAGGCGUCAGCUCACUGUCAACACGUCUGCCUGUACGGGAGUCGCUGUGUCCGGCCUAACGUCUGUGCCUGCAGGAAUGAUUCCACUGGUUCUCUUUGUUCCCAAAAGAUCCUAAAUCCUUGAGGCUGAGCUGUAGAGUCACGUUAAAGCAAAUCCACUGCCCUCAUCCCAGCACUCGUACCCAAAGAACAAAAAGCCAUCCUCCAUAACACUAGAAACCAGACAAAGGACCUGGUGAGAAGCUAAACCAGAGAAUACAACUAUUCCUUGUUACGGUUUUGUGACAGUUUGUGGCGGCCAUUAAUAUGGACAUUUUGAGCUGACCAAUAGCAGUGUUUCAGCCAGCCGAAAAUGUAGCACCCUUUAUUAAAGUGUGUUGCACAUAACUAUAGUCAUUUAUAGUACAUUUAAAAGGACUGCCUUUAGGUUUGUUGUGUAUAUAAAAAGACAUUGAAUUGAGAAAUUGUAUUUUUUUGAUUUUUAUACUAGUUGUCUAAUUGUUAUACUUUAUUAUAUGUUCAUUUUUAGAUCUAUUUUAAAUUUUAUCGUUAUUUAUUUAUUCUGAUUUUUAUGUCUUCCUCUUUUUGUGAUGUUGUAUAUAUUUAAGUCAGUACCAUCUGUUAUUUGUAUUAAAAUGGUGUAUAUCCAUUGUUUUGCUAAUAAACUUAAAG